GUCACUGUUCCUCAGCCCUGCCGCGGGGCAUUGUGGGAGAUUCUGACUGAGCCGGAGACAUUUUGGAUUUAAAGGGGCUGAGCUCUGAGCUAGCCGUCAGUCACAGCUCUCGGUUUCCCAGAGCGACCUAGAAGAAGAUGUCCACCAUGGUGUACCCGCGAGAAGAGAAGCUGGAGAAGCUCUCUCAGGAGGAGAUCAUCUCCAACACCAAGCUGGUGAUCCAGGGUCUGGAGGCCCUGAAGAACGAGCACAACUCCAUCCUGCACAGCCUCCUGGAGACCAUCAAGUGCCUGAAGAAGGAUGAGGAGGCCAACCUGGUGCACGAGAAGUCCAACCUGCUCCGCAAGUCGGUGGAGAUGAUCGAGCUGGGCCUGGGAGAAGCUCAGGUGAUGAUGGCCCUCUCCAACCACCUGAACGCGGUGGAGUCUGAGAAGCAGAAGCUGCGCGCUCAGGUGAGGAGGCUCUGCCAGGAGAACCAGUGGCUGCGGGACGAGCUGGCCAACACCCAGCAGAAGCUGCAGAAGAGCGAGCAGAGCGUGGCCCAGCUGGAGGAGGAGAAGAAGCACCUGGAGUUCAUGAACCAGCUCAAGAAGUACGACGAAGAUGUCUCACCCACUCAGGAGGAGAAGGGCCAAGAGACACCGAAGGACUCUCUGGACGACCUCUUCCCCAACGACGAGGAGGACCACGGCCAAGGAAUGCAGCACCAACACAACAGCGCCGCCGUGGCUGCGGCUCAGCAGGGAGGCUACGAGAUCCCCGCCCGCCUGAGGACCCUGCACAACCUGGUGAUCCAGUACGCCUCCCAGGGCCGGUACGAGGUGGCCGUCCCCCUCUGCAAGCAGGCUCUGGAGGACCUGGAGAAGACUUCUGGACACGACCACCCCGACGUGGCCACCAUGCUCAACAUCCUGGCUUUGGUCUACAGGGAUCAGAACAAAUACAAAGAGGCCGCCCACCUGCUCAACGACGCUCUCUCCAUCCGUGAGAAGACCCUCGGCAAAGAUCAUCCCGCUGUUGCUGCGACGCUGAACAACCUGGCCGUGCUGUACGGAAAGAGAGGGAAGUACAAGGAGGCUGAGCCGCUCUGCAAGAGAGCUCUGGAGAUCAGAGAAAAGGUCUUGGGGAAGGAUCAUCCAGAUGUGGCCAAACAGCUGAACAACCUGGCUCUGCUGUGUCAGAACCAGGGCAAGUACGAGGAGGUGGAGUACUACUACUGCCGGGCCCUGGAGAUCUACGAGUGCAGGCUGGGCCCGGAUGAUCCCAACGUGGCCAAGACCAAGAACAACCUGGCGUCCUGCUUCCUCAAACAGGGGAAAUACAAGGAGGCCGAGGUCCUGUACAAAGAGAUUCUGACCCGAGCUCACGAGAAAGAGUUUGGAUCUGUGGAUGCUGAGAACAAGCCCAUCUGGAUGCAUGCAGAGGAGAGAGAGGAGAUGAGCAAGGGCAAGCACAGAGACAACACCCCCUACGGAGAGUACGGCGGCUGGUACAAGGCCUGCAAAGUCAACAGCCCCACAGUGAACACUACCCUGAGGAACCUGGGGGCUUUGUACCGCCGACAGGGCAAACUGGAGGCUGCAGAUACCCUGGAGGAGUGCGCCGUCAGGUCCCGUAAGCAGAGCAACACAGGCAUCGACCCCAUCCACGGGACGCGUGUGGUGGAGCUGCUGAAGGACACAGACGGGGACAGGCGGAGGAGCAGGGACAGCCUGUCCAGCGUUAAGUAUGAGAGCGGCUCCGAGACCGGCGAGGAAGUGAGUAUGGGCGUGGAGUGGAACGGGGAUGGCAGUGGAGCUCUGCAGCGCAGCGGCUCUCUGGGAAAGCUCAGGGACGUUUUACGGCGAAGCAGCGAGCUGCUGGUGAAGAAGCUUCAGGGGAACGGACCUCCUGAACCUCGCAACACAAACAUGAAGCGAGCUGCGUCUUUGAACUACCUGAACAAGACCAGUGACGACCAGUUCCAGAAUCGAGGAGGAGGAAACUUCAGGGAGAGUCGCGGUCUAAGCUCCAGCACCGUGGAUCUUUACACCGGGAACUAGACGACUCCAGGUUCAGGUUCUGCUUCCCUCGGCUCGUUCUCUGAGCCUCCACGAUGAUCACCAACGACACUACCAGACCCUGCACCCUCUCUCUCCGCCUCCCAAAGACCCUCCGAGAUCCAGACCCAAAGACUCUUUUUAGUCGUCAGAAACCUGCUGUGUUUUUAAUUCAGGGUGUUUUUAUGUCCUCUCAUCGUGCCUCCUGAACACGUCUCCUCAGAAUCAGAGUCUGCACUUCACCUCUUCUUUAGGUCCCUCCUCCUGGUUCUGGUCUUCCUGUGCCAUUCGUCUUUUAUUCAGAGUCUGUCGGGUUUGAAAUGAGGAAAUGUAAAGUUGUAAAUCCUGAUUUUUAUUUCAUGUGAUGGUUGAACUUUUGCCUGUUGAGAUUCUUUGUGAUGCGAGGUGUUGCUUUAAGCUUUGGGGGACGGGUUGAAUCAUGAACCCGGACCUUUCGUGAGUCAGGGACUUUAUUUCUAACAGAUUAGAAUCCCGUGAUCUCAGAGCGCUCAGAAACACCUCCGUGAAAAUGUCCGACUCUUUUAAUCGUGUGUAAAAUGGAUAACGAGGUUUGAACGGAUCCUCCUGAUUGAUCUGUGGUGCCAUGUGAGACUCGCCUGCAGACGGCUUCAGGUGUGAACCGUGAACGCCGUGUUUACAGGUGUGAUACGGAUCCUGAUCUCUGCUGGGUGAUUAAUUUGCACAUUUCUCUGAUCGGUGUCUUUGAUUCUUUUUUUUAUUUUUAGUGAAGCUACUUAAAAAAAAAAAAACUGGAAUGUUGUGAGACUUAAUUUUUGUUUGACAUGUUUGACAGAAAUCAGAAAUGAAGCAGGAAUAGAAGAGUUAGGUUUCAUGAUCGUUGUUGGUAACCUUGAUUCUCAAAUAUCAUAAAUAUAAAUCCUGUGUAAAGGAAAAUCUGUGUGAUCCUGAUCCAGAAAUAAAACCAACACUUUUCUAUUCACA
This is a messenger RNA of Notolabrus celidotus (New Zealand spotty), 3002 nucleotides long. It is a transcript of the gene klc1b, whose product is annotated as kinesin light chain 1b. The coding region runs from base 138 to 2042 and encodes 634 amino acids. Gene Ontology annotation, molecular function: kinesin binding. NCBI's taxonomy places the organism in Eukaryota, Metazoa, Chordata, Actinopteri, Labriformes, Labridae. Gene Ontology annotation, cellular component: membrane-bounded organelle; cytoplasm; kinesin complex. Gene Ontology annotation, biological process: microtubule-based movement. The record is from RefSeq and is a predicted model, not a curated record. The transcript is spliced from 17 exons.